Messenger RNA from Enterobius vermicularis (human pinworm), 1281 nucleotides. The record is from the annotation of a GenBank genome assembly. NCBI's taxonomy places the organism in Eukaryota, Metazoa, Nematoda, Chromadorea, Rhabditida, Oxyuridae.
AUGAGAAUUAUUGUUCGCAGUCUUUGGAGUUCCGCUAUUAAGCGAACAAAGAAAGUUGCUCCAACAAGCUAUGGAGACACCGGUAUUGUUGAUUCUGACCGAUAUCGCUUGUCAAUCAAGGCCGGAUGUGGAGGUAAAGGACUACACAGAUAUAACGGAGUUGGUGGUAAUGGAGGCAAUGUGUACGUUGUGCCACAGCCCAAGCUUCUUUUUCGCCAGAUUCAUCAGCGUUUAAAAGGCAGGCACCUUGUUCGAGGAGGUAAUGGAGAAAACGCUAUAGAAACGAAAUUGGUGGGCUCCAAAGGGACUGAUGCGGUGAUCUCUGUCCCUAUUGGUAUUGAUGUCGUUAAUACCCAAACAAAUGUAUUGCUAGCCAGGUGUACCAAACCAUUUCAUCGUUAUUUGUUAGCAGAAGGCGGGCAAGGCGGCAGUGCUGAAACUGAUUACUGGUUAGGCUUUUCUGAUGUCCAUGAUAUCUAUUUUAGCGGUUUGAAAGGUGAUAGCUUAGUGGUAGAUCUUCAUUUGAAGCUUCGACCAAAUGUUGGUUUAGUUGGUUUUCCGAAUGCGGGGAAAUCGACUCUUUUAAAAGCCCUUGCUCCUAAAAAAAAUAUCAAGAUUGCCAGUUAUCCGUUUACAACCUUAAAGCCACAGUUAUGUUUUUUGGACAAACCACGUGAAACCUCCAGUGUAAAUAAUGAGGAGUUAUAUAGUCUUUCAGUUGCUGACUUACCAGAAAAAGAAUUCGGUAUCGCACUUAACCGUAUUUCAGGAGUAAUUGAAGGAGCAAGCAGCAAUCGUGGGAAGGGGUUUGCUUUUCUCAAGCAUUUAGAAUAUUGCGAUAUCAUAUUGGUUAUAAUUGAUGUUCACGGCUUCCAACUUCAUUCCUCUUUGAAUUCACCAUAUAGAACAGCUUUGGAAACAGUCGCUAUUUUGAAUGCUGAACUUGAAGCUUACGACCCUUCGUUAGUUCAAAAGCCAUCUGUCAUAGCCUUAAACAAAAUAGACUUGAGUGAUGGAAAGGAGAAGGCUGAAAGGCUUGCGUCAAUUUUGAAAACUAGUGAAUGGAUAGGAUCAAUCUCACCAGAUCUGCGUCCAAAGACUCUUUUGAACUAUAAAGAAGUUGUUUCUAUAAGCGCGAAGAAUGGAAAACUUUUUAAUCUCAGAAACAAUAUCUUCGAUUCUCUUCAUCCUUUGACCGACUUAGCUGACGAUAAUAAUGACUCUGUGUCCAAUAAUUUGCCGCGACUUGUGAGAUGCAUUGGGGAACCAAAAGCAGUGUGA